AUGGCCCCCAACGCUCACCCUAAUCGUCAGGUUUUACCUACAAAUGUCAAGCCUACUCACUACGAUUUAACCUUGCAACCUAAUUUGGAGACCUUUGUUUUUUAUGGUCAAGUCAAAGUCAACUUGAACGUAAUCGAGGAUACAACUGUUAUUACAACAAAUGCACGGGAUAUCAAGAUUUAUUCUGCAUCUAUAUGUACAGAGGGACUUAAAACAGAGUCAAAGCAAACUGCGACCAAAAUUUCAUAUGAUACUACCAAGGAUUUGGCUAUCUUAACGUUUAAAGAAUCUAUUCCUGCCAAUUCUAAAGCAGUUCUCGACAUUCAUUUCGAAGGUGAACUCAAUGAUGCUAUGGCCGGUUUUUAUCGUUCAUCUUACAAAGAUGCUCAAGGCAAUACGAAAUACUUGGCUACUACUCAAUUCGAAUCCACUGAUGCUCGCCGUGCUUUCCCUUGUUGGGAUGAACCCAGUCUUAAGGCUACCUUUGAUGUCAUUUUGAUAGUACCUUCUGAUUUGGUUGCCCUUUCAAAUAUGGAUGUCAUUUCUGAGAAACCUUAUCACGAUACUGGCAAAUUGACCAAUGUACCUUGUGGCAAAACAGAAGGAAAGACUGAAGGCAAGACUGAAGGCAAGACCGAAGGCAAGACUGAAGGCAAGACCGAAGGCAAGACUGAAGGCAAGACCGAAGGCAAGACUGAAGGCACUGCUACAGCAACAAGCCUGAAAGAAGUCAAGUACUCUACUACACCCAUGAUGAGUACCUACCUUUUAGCUUUCUGUGUCGGUCCUUUCGAAUAUAUUGAAGCUUUUACCAGUGGUGAACAUAAUGGUAGACCAAUUCGCUCUCGUGUUUAUGCCCUCCCUGGUUCUGCUGAACAUGGUCGUCAUGCUUUAAAUGUCUGUACUGCUGCCCUUGAAUACUUUGCCAAGGUUUUUGGUGAGCCCUAUCCUCUACCUAAAGUGGAUAUGAUUGCUAUUCCUGAUUUUGAAGCGGGUGCUAUGGAAAAUUGGGGUUUAAUCACCUACAGAACAGUUGCCAUCUUAUUCGACGAGAAGUCAUCUUCAAUCAUGUUUAAGAAGAGCACCGCUUAUACAGUCUGUCAUGAACUUGCUCAUCAAUGGUUCGGUAACUUAGUCACUAUGGAAUGGUGGGAGCAUUUGUGGCUUAAUGAAGGUUUCGCCACCUGGGUAGGUUGGUUGGCAGUCGACAAUAUCUUCCCUGAAUGGAAUGUGUGGACUUCUUUUGUAAACGAUGAUAUGCCUCGUGCCUUAAGUUUGGAUGCUCUUCGUUCAUCACAUCCUAUUGAAGUCACCGUUAACGACCCAGCUGAAAUUCACCAAAUUUUCGAUGCCAUUUCUUACUAUAAAGGUGCCAGUGUUAUUCGUAUGUUGAGCUCUUGGCUCGGUGUUGAUGUCUUUUUGGCAGGUGUUCGUCGUUAUUUGCAUCGUCAUAGGUUGGGCAAUGCUUCUACCGGCGAUUUAUGGAAGGCGUUGAGCGAAGAAGCCAAUGAAGAUGUGUCCAAGUUUAUGACCGAAUGGACUAGACGUGUUGGCUAUCCUGUAUUGACGGUUGAAACUAAUCAAAAUGAAAGUACUUUUAACGUUACUCAAAACCGUUAUCUCUCAACUGGUGAUUUGAAGGAGGAGGAAGAUACUACAGUUUGGUGGGCACCCCUUCGUAUGCUUACUUCUGGAGGUCAUGUAGAAGAUCACAUUUUAACUGAAAAGACACAAACGUUCAAGAUUCCUUCCGAUGGCUUGUUCAAGCUAAAUGCUAGCCAAACUGCUGUCUAUCGUGUGAACUAUCCUAUAGACGUUAUCCGUCGUUUGGGUGAAGAAGUUAAAAAGGGUAAAGAUGGUCUUCUGGCUAAUACCAAUGAUCGUGUUGGUUUAUUGGCUGAUGCUGGUAAUUUAAGCGUUAGUGGCCAGCAAUCAACUACUGCCUUUUUAGAACUUGCUCAAGCUUUUGCUAAUGAAGAAAACUAUUUUGUUUGGUCACAAUUAAGUGGACACUUAGGUAAAAUCCUUAGUGUUUGGUAUACCCAACCUAAAGAAGUUCGUGAUGGUCUCAAAACCCUUCGUCGCAGCUUGUUUGCUCCUAUCGCUCAUAAGCUUGGCUGGGAAGCUUCUCGUCAAGACGAUUAUCUCACAAGCAUUUUGCGUGUUCUUGCUCUUUCCAAUGCUGGUAAAUCGUAUGACCAACAGACUGUUGAGGAAGCUAAGAAGCGCUUCUGGCAAUUUGCCGAGGGCAAUACCGACGCUCUUCAUCCUGAUCUUCGUAGCACUGCCUAUGGUAUUGCUUUAUACGCUGCCUCAGAAGACGAAUCUGAAGAAACGAAGGUCUGGGAACAAAUCUACCAAAUCUACAAGGACGAUAAAUUACCUACUGAUCAACGCUUGGUCGCUCUAAGUGCCUUAGGUCAAGCCAAGAGUCAUAGUUUAAUCCAACGUUAUUUAUCAAUGGCUUUAGAUGAAAAGGAAGUGCGUAACCAAGAUUCUCUUUACGUGUUUAGCUCUUUAUCAUCCAACCCUGACGGCCGUGACCUUCUUUGGAAGUUCUUCACUGAGAAAUAUGAUCUAUUGCACAGCAAGUUUGCCAAAUCUUUGAGCUUGUUUGGGUCCAUUGUUCGUUCUUCUGUAGGUGGUUUUGUCUGCUUUGAUCGUAUUAAGGAGAUUGAAGCUUUCUUUGCUCAAAAGGAUACAAAGGAAUAUGCUCGUUCUUUAGAGCAAGCUUUAGAAGGAUGCAGAGUAAAUGCAAACUGGGUCAAGAGAGACAAUCAAGCUGUUGCUGAUUGGAUAAAGGAGAACGUCAAGGGUACCGCUUAA
This is a messenger RNA of Mycotypha africana, 2826 nucleotides long. RefSeq names its product aminopeptidase. The record is from RefSeq and is a predicted model, not a curated record. The transcript is spliced from 5 exons. The coding region runs from base 1 to 2826 and encodes 941 amino acids. Gene Ontology annotation, biological process: peptide catabolic process; proteolysis. Gene Ontology annotation, cellular component: cytoplasm. Gene Ontology annotation, molecular function: peptide binding; metalloaminopeptidase activity; zinc ion binding. NCBI's taxonomy places the organism in Eukaryota, Fungi, Mucoromycota, Mucoromycetes, Mucorales, Mycotyphaceae.